AAAAAAAUGAUAAUAUACACAUAGUCAUAGAUCAGAGAAGUAGAUCUAAAAAAUCUAGGCCAAUCUAGGAUCUAUGACGAGUGUGUCACAUUCUGUCACAUUGGUUAAUGGCUAAACACAUGUGAGUAGCCAUGCAUAGCUUUUUUAGACGAUUGCUGCGCAAGAAGGUUUUGAGUGAUAGUGAUAUAGAGGAGUCCAACUUGAACAGGUGUCUUACUACAUUUGAUCUCAUUGGAUUAGGUAUUGGUAGCACUUUAGGGGCAGGUCUCUAUGUUAUUGGUGGCCAGGUAGCUCAACACGAUGCGGGCCCAGCAGUUGUUGUCUCUUUUUUUAUUGCCGCUGUGGCUUCAGCACUAGCAGGUAUUUGUUAUGCAGAGUUUGCUGCUCGUAUUCCACGAGCAGGUUCUGCAUAUGUUUACAGCUAUGUUACAGUGGGAGAACUCAUGGCGUUCAUCAUUGGCUGGAACCUGGUGCUUGAAUAUGUUAUUGGCACUGCCAGUGUAGCCAGAGGAUGGAGUGGCUAUUUUGAUGCCAUGAUAGACAAAAAGUUGUCCACAUUCUUCAACAGCACCAUGCCUAUGCAUAUUGAUGAGCUAUCUGCAUAUCCAGAUUUUUUUGCCUUUGGCAUCACAAUACUUGUUACUGUUUUGCUGGCAUUUGGUGUGAAGGAAUCUGCCAGAUUCAAUAACAUCUUCACCAUAGUUAAUCUUUUGAUUGUCCUUUAUGUCAUUAUCUGUGGCUUGUUUAAACUGGAUGGUCACAACUGGAAUCUUGAUCCUUCAGAAAUACCUAGCACUGGUGCUGGUACAGGUGGCUUCAUGCCCUAUGGUUUCUCUGGGAUGAUGAAAGGUGCUGCCACAUGUUUUUAUGCUUUUGUAGGAUUUGAUUGUGUGGCUACAACUGGUGAAGAGACGAAGAAUCCACAGAAAGCCAUCCCUAUAGCUAUAGUGACAUCACUGUUCAUCAUAUUUCUGUCUUACUGUGGUGUGUCUGCAAUCAUCACACUCAUGUGUCCUUACUACUUGAUAGACCAUGAUGCACCUCUUCCUUUUGUAUUCAGUCGUGUGGGCUGGGGAGUGGCUCGGUACAUUAUCUCCAUUGGAGCUGUUUGUGGACUCUCAACGAGUCUUCUCGGUGGAAUGUUUCCCUUGCCAAGGAUCUUAUAUGCUAUGGCAGGUGAUGGAGUGAUUUUUAGAUUUAUGGGUAAAGUUUCUCCACGAUUUAAAACUCCAUUGAUGGGGACCAUUAUCUCUGGAAUUUUUGCAGGUCUGAUGGCAAUGUUUUUCAAUCUGGAUGAACUAGUAGACAUGAUGAGUAUAGGGACAUUAUUGGCUUAUACAUUAGUUGGAGUGUCAGUUCUUAUAUUAAGAUAUGAAGCUGAUGAGAAUCUUACUGGAAGUAUGAGUGUUUCCAAACUGAGUGACUCUGAGCGCUUGUUGCUGUCAAGGGAUGUUUUCUCAGUCAAGAAACUGCUAUUUCCUGGUACACCCAGACCUACUCUGCUCACAGCUUAUAUCUCCAAAUGGACUCUACUGUUUCUUUGUUUAUUUGUAAUUUUCUUUGCUGCAUUUGCCAUAUUUGGUUCGGAUUACCUUGAGCAAAUGGAAACCUGGGCCAUUAUUAUUGCAACUCUGUUAGCUCUCUUGCCUGCAAUGUGUGUCAUCAUUCUACAGUGCCAGCCUCAGAGCGAGGCAACUUUAGCAUUUAAGGUUCCUCUAGUGCCAUUGUUACCAUCAUUGAGUGUUCUAGUCAAUAUUUACCUCAUGCUCAAGCUAUCACCCAUGACAUGGGUUCGAUUUGGUGUUUGGAUGGCUAUAGGCUUUUUCAUUUAUUUUGGCUAUGGCAUCCGAACGACCAAAGAGGAUCUAAAAGUGAUGCAUACACGUAUAGGUAAUGACAGCGUAGAGGAAGAGGAAGUAACAGGGUCCAUGAAUCCACAUAUAAACUACGGAACAAGUAUCAACUCUAUGGAUGCAGCCAAACAUUAAUACUUUGUUAAUUUAUAGUAUAAAGACAAAGUUAGAAAAAAGAAAUGAAUUUCUAUUUUGUUGUUGAAUGGUGUAUAUACUGUUGUCUUCUUUUUAUCAUUGGUCAUGAAAAAGUUUAAAAAAAAAAUGCAACAAAAUAUCAAUUUUAAUAUAAUAAAAAAUUUUCAUUAAAGUACUUUACAGUACCCAGAUGAAAAUAAAUCAAAAUAAUUGUUUUUCAUUCAUGAUUAAUAGUAACCAAAAAUUAGUUUUUUGAUUGCUCAUUUUCACUUUUUUUUUCUUAUUUGUAUAGUGCCUGUGUUAUAUUACUGUAAGAGAUUAUAAAAACUGUAGCCAAAUUUCAAAAUUGUGAUAUUGGUCUCUCACCAGGAUAGAUAUUUAUUUGUAAUUGUUUCCAUAAAGCAUUUGUCUAUAUAUCUAUUGGGGAAAUCUAAAAUUAUAAUUAAGUAAUUGGAUCUUGAAUGCAACAAAAGUUUGAGUAACUCUAAAUGUGAACUCUUAAUGUGAACUGGUAAAUUGAACUUAGAAGCUUCCCGAAUGAGAUUGAAUGUCUUACAUGAGCUCAUUUCAAAUGAUCUCAUUUUAACUCUCUGACAGGAACACAACAAAUCAUUCCCAGACAAUUCGUUCACUGAAAAAAUCUUCAGAUAACUUGUUCACCUGACAUUUCGUUUCUUUGACAACUUGUGAACCAUUUAUCAGGUGAACGAAUUGUCUGUGACUAAUUUAUGGAAGCCUCCCUUACCACAUGAUAAAAAGUAUCUAAUUGGAAUGCAGAGCAUUGAUAUUUUUACAAUUAGCACAGUGCCAUACCAUGGAUUAAAACUUAGUAGCCUGUGCAGGUUUUGUUGAGCCAUUUUAUAUUGAACCAUAUAUGGACCUUAACAAUUGUUGCAAUACUUAUGCAAAAAGUCUUUUCUAUGAUAACAUUAUGAAUCUAUGUGUUUUAGAUUCUUAGGGUUACAUGCAUAAUUGCACUAUUUCACAUUCCAAUCUUUUAACAAAUUUUUAUAUUAUGUUUCUAAAUAUUAUGGUCCAAGCCUUAGUCAGGUGAAGUUGUUUUUUUAAUUCUUUCUGUAACCAUUUUGGAGAUUAAGGGGUUGGGGGGCGAUUUCUGUGUUGGACCUUACAUUAGAUAAAGGAACAUUGAGAGGAAACAGCAUGGUGACUGUGUCAUAAUCAAACUCUUUGAAAGGUUUGAAACCUCUCUUUUAAAAGCCCCAGAUAGACCUUGAAUGAUGAAUUGUUGACUUUAAUUUUAUUGUAUUGCCUCCCCAAAGAAAAGCCUUUUGCUGAAGACAGGUGCAGAUAAAAAAAAAACUUAAAUAGAUUCCCAGGCGGAAUCUGCACAUAUGUGGCAAAAUAUGCAUGUCACAACUGGGUUUGCGUGGUCACGUGAAAUACUGCACUCAUCCUCAAUCUUGAAAAUUUAAGACGAUUCCUUAGUUGUAUUAUUCCCCCAUUACAAAAUUGACCAGUUAUUGUUAACUUUAAAGAGUUUUGGCAGCACAGAAGAAAAGUUCUUGGAAAUUAGGAUUUUUCUCCUCAACCUGGUCCUAAGGAGGCUCAAAAUAAUUCUCCAUAAAUUUUACAAGAUUUUUUAUCUAGCACAUACAUUGGGAUUGAAUGUAAAUUUUUGUUUUACAAACUUAGACAAUUGUAGACAAUAAUAGUUCAAAACAUGUUUAUCACACCAUUGUAUAUCAGAUCAAUGUUUUGGCAAUAUUGUCUAUUGUAAACAAUCUGUCACUUGAUGGCCUUUGUGGUAUUUUAUUUAUCAUAGUCUUUGUGGUAUUUCACUUAUCCUGCAUUGCCUAUUGUUAAAACUUAUUUGUAACAUGCAUGAGAUUGAGUAAAAUAAAAGGCAGCUCACAACAUAAUUUCAAGAAAUCCAUAAAUUGUUACCAAUGUUUAUAAUAUUUUUUUAUGGUAUAUUUAUGUUUCUGAUGUUGAAAAUACGUGGCAUGAAUAGAAUUAUAAUACCCUUGUUCCUAGAGGUGUGGUGGCUGAGUGGUUAAGCACUUGGCUUCCGAACUGGGGGUCCUGGGUUUGAAUCCUGGUGAAGACUGGGAUUUCGGGAUCUUUAGGGUGACUCUGAGUCCACUUCAGCUCUGAGAUUAGUUGGGGAAAAGUAAAGGCAGUUGGUUCUUGUGCUGGUCACAUGACACCCUCUUGGGCUACACAAACAGAUGACCUUUACAUCAUCAGCCCUUUAGAUUUUUCCUUUUUUUUUUAACUGUCCUGGCUGGUUAAAAAAACUUGGAACAGAUUUUGACAAUGGGAGAAUUAAUGACAAAUGCAACUUCACAAGGUUAAUAUUCUGAAGAUUGUUAGACAGUACACAGAUUUGUUAUAUUAAAACAUCAUUAUUUAAAACAUUGAACAUAUUCCUGUUUUUUAAUCAAAUUUUUAAAUCUUUAUAAACAUACAUUAACAUUUUGACUUUGUCAAAAUAAAAGGGAAAUAGUUUUGUACAGUUUAUUUUCUUUUUCGUCAUUGUAUUUGUUUCACAAUAUUGAGCAAUCGAGCUACAGCCUUUCUCUUGACCUUUAAGUUGUAGAGACUGUUGGAUUUUUCUUUUUCUUUUUUCCUCCCAAAAAUAAAUGAAAUAAAAACAACUUUUAAAGUUGUAAUGAAAAUUGUAUCAAUUCCAAAAAAAAAGUUUUCUAUUCCCAGAAACAAAAACAAAGAUUUGUGUAGCUGCUGUAUUAUUGCUGAAGUUUAAAUCAAUAACAAACUAAUGCUUUAGUUAAAGAUUUGCCAUUUGUAAUGAAUGGGCUGAUGAUUUUCUAGUACUAACAUUUCUGCUUUAUUCUAACAUUCCUCUCAUACAAACACUGAACAAGUUUUAAUGGUGGUUUGAAUUCUUUGGGUAUGGUAAAUUAUCUUCAUAUAAUUGUUUUUAUGGAUACAGUUUUUUUUUAUUUUCCUAAAAAGCUUUUCUUUUAUAAGAAUAUUGUUUUAAACCAUGAUUAUAUUUCUUUGACUUGGGAAAAAAAAACAGCUGCUAAUUUUAACGUUUUAUUUUUUGUAAGUGCUGUCUUAUAAAGCCUGUUUGUAGUUAAAACUAUAUUGAAGGCUGUUUUUUGUUAAAACUAUAUUGAAGGCUGUUUGUUGUUAAAACUAUAUUGAAGAUUCCUUAUUCAUUAAAUGAUUACAAAGUCUUGUAGAUUCUGUGUGUGGGUUGUUAACAACCAUAUAGUGAUGAAAAUAAGAGUUCUCUUUCUAUGUUCCAAAUCAUAGGUUGACAAAAAAAACACCAUUUCUUAUGCUUAGAACAGAAAUAUUCUUGUUCAUUAAUUACCAAGUUGCUAAUUGUGAAAAUAUUUCCAAAUAGUUUCAUUUAGCUGAUCCAAUGGGUUGAAUUUAUUUGUACUACUUCUAUUGACUACUCAAGUUGGCAGCUUACAAAAAAAAAUGCUAUCACAUGAAAGUUGCCAAUUCUUCUUAAUUGUUUUGCCUAAUAACUUUGUACCAGUGACUUAAUAGUUUUAAUGCCAUUGUCUCAUUAUGUCUUGACACUUUUAUCAUAGAUUGUUGAUUAGAUAGCUUAUGUGUCAUUACUUUUUUAUAAAAAAAGGAGCUGAAGGUUUUUGACAUAGUGUUACACUUUUAAAUAUUGUCUUCAAGAAGAUGGAUCAGUGUAGUUGUAAGCGAAACAUUCCACACUGAUGAGCAUAAAAUUAUUUUUUUUAAAUAUUUAUUCAUGGCUGUCAUUUACAUGCAGAAAAAUGGUAGAGUCAUCUGGAAAGCUAGUCUACUGACUAUUUAGUCUGUAGCUUUCAAAGCAUCAAAAAUUUGGUUUUGAGACACUGUGCUCUUUAACUCUUUCAGUGCAGUGUUACUCUCAGGGAGUAACUUUGCUAGCUUUGGUGAGUGCAGGAACAACAGGUUAAAAAAAAAAAAGACAACAUUGUGUUAGUGAUUCCUCGUUCUUUAGUUUAUUUCGCAGGACCCGAAAAAAAAAUGUAAAUAAUAUUAAAUUUUAAAAAAUUUCUUAAUUCAUUUGUUCAUCUAUUAUGAAAUUUGAAGUAAUUAAAUGUGUUAAAUUUUGUGAUGUUUCAAUAUUUAUAAAUUAAAUGCAUAAUUAAAAGGUUAAAUCUUUCAGUAUAUUGAUUUUUUAAUGAAUUUUUUUUUAUACAUUUCCUUUUUCCGUGCUCAGUUUAAACUUAAAAAAUAUAUUUUCUUGAAUAAUUUUCUUUAUUUAUAAGACUUUUGUAGCCAAUUCAUUUUCCUUUAAAAAAAAGUAAAAUGAGGUAGAUUACAUUAUGAAAUAAAAAAGUUAUGUUAGUUUUAGUAACUCUACCUCCCUUGGAGAUUUGUGUUUGUCCAGAAAAACUCCAUUUGUUUUCGACCAAGAAAAUUUGCACUGGAAGAGUUAAUAGUUUGUUUUUUCAAGUGAAAUUUCACCUGUGUAACAAUAGCCUGCAUGUUGAAGUUUUGUUGAAUUAUUUUAAUUUUGUUUGUAACUUCCAGUAAUGCCUGAAUUGAAAAAGAAAGUCUUUCAUGUAAUUUUAA
This is a messenger RNA of Biomphalaria glabrata, 6506 nucleotides long. Its product is annotated as cationic amino acid transporter 2-like. Gene Ontology annotation, cellular component: plasma membrane. The record is from RefSeq and is a predicted model, not a curated record. NCBI's taxonomy places the organism in Eukaryota, Metazoa, Mollusca, Gastropoda, Planorbidae. Bases 132 to 1988 code for a protein of 618 amino acids. Gene Ontology annotation, molecular function: amino acid transmembrane transporter activity. Gene Ontology annotation, biological process: amino acid transport; transmembrane transport. The transcript is spliced from 14 exons.